GAUUUGAAAUAAGUGAAAAUAAGAUGAAUACCUUUACCCUAUUCCAUACUCAAUAAAAAAAAGGUUAAAAUUAAUCCGUCUACUCCAUUUUAGAAUUACUGCCAUAUCAAUCUCUUUCAACUGUCUUAGUUUGAUUGACACACGACUAUUAAUGGAAGAUGCACUACGUCUUUAACUCACCCAACACAUCUCAUUAAAGUUUCAUACCUUCACAUGUCUCAUUUGGUAAUAAUAUAAAAUAAACCCACUAUUUACUCAUUAAAUAAACAACCCAAUAUAUAGUCGUUAUUCAUUAUGUUCUUAAACUACACCCCCAAUCCCAAUAAAACGUUUCAAUUAUGUCGAAAUAGAGAGUAUACCUCUAUUAUUUUAAGCUUCUGAACAGAGUAAAACAAAGUAAAUGUCAAUAAAAUUGAACAGGAAAAUACAAUAUAAAACAGCAAAGCCUUUUUAUCAAAGAUAAAUCGACCCGAACUCGAACCAGAUGCCCAUAUGGGCCACCCCUGCAAGAGCCGGAGGCUGGUUGGAAAAUGAGACAAUGAAAUACAAAAAAAAAACACACACACAAAAAAAAAAAAGGGGGGACACGUGAGAGGGAAUAAAUAUUACAGCAUAGCCAGAAUGUGAAAACACGAAAAAAAUUCUCAUUUUUAAGGCAUCGCAUGUUUUGCCUGAACUCUCAACUCCUCUUAUUAUUGUCUCAUGUCCUCCCUCUUUCACCCUGUAACUGCACUCUCUAUACUCCUCUGUUUCACUCUCUUUCUCUCUCUUAAUUUUUGACUUUGAUUUUUUCUUCAAUUCUAUCCCCCUUUUAAAAAGCUAGCAAAUUUACUGAAUUUACCCAGAAAAAAACCCAAAUUCUUGAUCACAUUUCUUGUAUCUGUAUUACCCAUUAAUGCUGAAUUGUUUGGGUUUUGAUUAAUUUUUUAAUUCUUGAAAUUCUUAUUGUAAAACCUCUGAAUUUUGGAAUAGAAAAGAAGAGGGGUUUAAUUAUUUGGGUUUACUUUGUUGAGAAAUGCUUGAUUGGCUUUGUUUUGGGUGGAGGAAGAGGAGGAAUUACCAGGAAUUUAAUGGGGAGAAUUUAAAAUCUUUUAAAAACCCUGCUGUCCCUGAUCGUAAUUUGGAAGCCAAUAAACAUGAGCAGAAAGCUGAGGUAGAUUCCAAAGAGCAGUCUCCUGUUACUAAUGAUGUAGGAAAUGGACGAAAUAAAGCUAGAGUGUUCAACUAUCAAGAGCUUGCUACAGCAACAAGAAAUUUUCACCGAGAAACUUUCCUUGGGGAAGGUGGAUUUGGGUCUGUUUACAAGGGAAUACUUGAGAGCAACAGUGAGGUUAUUGCUGUAAAAAAACUCAAUCCAUCUGGUCUUCAAGGUGAAAAGGAGUUCUUAGUGGAGAUUCUCAUGCUUUCUCUUCUGCGCCACCCAAAUCUCGUAAAUAUGAUUGGAUAUUGUGCUGAGGGCAUUCAGCGUCUUCUUGUCCUUGAAUUCAUGCCCAUGGGAUCCCUUGAAGCUCAUCUUCAUGAUCUUCCACCUGACAAGGAGCCACUGGACUGGAAGACAAGAAUGAAAAUUGCAGCUGGUGCAGCUAAAGGAGUGGACUACCUGCAUAAUGAAGCAAAACCAUCUGUUAUUUUCAGAGACUUAAAACCAUCUAACAUUUUGCUGGAUAACGAUUUCAACCCAAAACUCUCUGAUUUUGGGCUUGCAAAAUUUGGUCCAGUUGGAGAUAAUUCUCAUGUCUCCACCCGAGUCAUGGGUACUCAUGGGUAUUGUGCUCCGGAAUAUUUUUUAACUGGUAAAUUAACACCACAGUCGGAUACAUUCAGUUUCGGGGUGGUCUUGUUGGAGCUUAUCAGCGGACGUAAAGCAGUUGAACCAACUCGUCAUGGUGGUAGAACUUCUCUUGUUGAUUGGGCACGUCCCCUGUUGAAAGAUCCCAAAAAAUAUUUGCAGUUAGCAGAUCCCCGGCUGAAAGGGCAAUUCUCUGUGUCUUCGCUGAACAAGGCUGUAGAGGUUGCAGCCAUGUGCCUGAGAGAGAAAGCAACUGCUCGGCCCACCAUGCAUGAUGUUGCCCUUGCCAUGAGCUAUCUGACAACUAGGAAGCAUGUUCGUACUCGCAGUGAAUCUGAAGGAGUUUCUAUAGACAUCGGCCCUACCCCUGGGGAAACAGCUAAAACAUUGAACCCUGAUGUAAAUAGAGAGCAGGCUGUAGCAGAGGCCAAAUUGUGGGGAGAGAAAUGGAGAGAGAAGAGACGACAAAGUACAGGUGGUGGCUCUGAUGGUGUAAGCAGUUGGGUUGCGCAAAUGCACUAGGAAUCGUAGAAGUGGCUCAAGUUUGGAAGACCUGGUUGGAGAUAUUCUUUCUAGAGAUAUAGUUCAUCGUGAACUUGCAAUACAUCGAUAACCAUGGAUAGUUAGAUAGAGUUGCCAUGAGUAUAUUUGCAAGUUGGCAUUGUUUUGAAGGGAAUUAGAAGUGUUAGGAAUAGAAAAUGAUAAACUAGUUUAGCUCAGUUUUUUAUUUUAUUUUAUUUUUUUAUUUUUAUUUAAAAAAAAUACAUUGUAGGAAACUAGGAUUUAGUAUAGAUUAACAAACUCCAUGCCAUUGUCAAGUUUCCAUUGUGGCAUGCAUUUUGUCGUGUGAAGCUAAGCUUUUCAGUGCAAUGCUUAUUGAUGGAUUAUUGUUUACUCAAGCUAUUAUUUGAUUUAUUUCUGUCCUUGUCUGAA
This is a messenger RNA of Chenopodium quinoa (quinoa), 2722 nucleotides long. RefSeq names its product probable serine/threonine-protein kinase PBL7. The transcript has 6 exons. NCBI's taxonomy places the organism in Eukaryota, Viridiplantae, Streptophyta, Magnoliopsida, Caryophyllales, Amaranthaceae. Bases 1016 to 2311 code for a protein of 431 amino acids. Gene Ontology annotation, biological process: protein phosphorylation. The record is from RefSeq and is a predicted model, not a curated record. Gene Ontology annotation, molecular function: ATP binding; protein kinase activity.